AGAGAGAGAGAGCGAAGAUUACCAAGCUCCAUUUCGAAUUGUUGCUGUAUGUAUAGGUUAUAGAACUCGUCAUUAUCCAUGGGCAACUGCUGGAACAUUCGACCAAAAGUCGACCUCGUUUUCAUCUCUGAGGCUCAUUCUGGGCCCCCAAAAUGUCUAAACCAACCUCCUCCAAUUUUGACUAUCCAUUCAUCGACUGAAAAGGAUAGAACUGCAAAACUGCCAAGUCCAAUUUUGAAUAUCCAUUCAUCCAAUGAAAAGGAUAGAACUGUAAAACUGCCAAGUCCAAGAUCCACGGGUGAGAUAUUGCCAUCACCCCAUGUGAAAGCCCUAUCCUUUAAUGAGCUUAAGAAUGCUACUAUAAACUUCCGUCCCGAGAGUCUUCUUGGAGAAGGUGGCUUUGGAUAUGUUUACAAAGGAUGGCUUGAUGAGCGGACUCUAACUGCCGCAAGGCCUGGAUUUGGAACUAUAGUUGCUGUGAAGAAGCUUAAACCCAAAGGCUUCCAAGGUCAUAAAGAAUGGCUGUCGGAGGUAAAUUAUCUUGGCCAACUUCAUCAUCCAAAUCUGGUAAAACUUAUUGGCUAUUGCUUGGAAGGUGACAACCGGCUAUUGGUCUAUGAGUUCAUGCCCCGAGGCAGCUUGGAGAAUCAUCUAUUCAAGAGGAGUGCGAAACCUCUUUCAUGGGAAACAAGGGUUAAGGUUGCCACAGGUGCUGCUCGGGGGCUCUCUUUUCUGCACGGCUCUGAAUCACAAGUUAUAUACCGUGAUUUUAAAGCUUCUAACAUCCUGCUAGAUUCAGAAUUUAAUGCAAAACUUUCAGAUUUUGGAUUGGCAAAAGCUGGCCCCACUGGGGACCAGACUCAUGUAUCUACUCAAGUCGUGGGUACUCAUGGCUAUACUGCCCCCGAAUAUGUUUCUACAGGUCGGCUGACUGCGAAGUGUGAUGUAUAUAGCUUCGGGGUUGUAUUGCUGGAGUUGCUUACAGGCCGGCUCGCCGUUGAUAAAACAAAGGUCGGUGUUGAGCAGAAGUUGGUGGAGUGGGCAAAACCCCACUUGGCUGAGAAAAGGAGGAUAUUCCGAAUCAUGGACACCAAGUUGGAAGGCCAGUAUCCUCGAAGAGGAGCUUGCAUCGCCACCACUCUGGCGAUGCACUGUGUAAACCCCGACCCGAAAGCCCGCCCCCAAAUGGAUCAGGUUUUAAAUAUUCUUGAAGAGCUUCCAUCCAUAAAACGUUCCACUCCAAAGCAACCAACGGUACCCAGCCCUCUUGUCAAGUCCACAGUAACUAGUCCUCAUAUCAAGUCCCCAGUACAUCACGACCAUCCUUCACCAAUGAACCUAACUUCCCGAGGAUAUCCAUUGCCUGCCCAUGUGAAAUCUCCACAGCAACGAUGAUUAGGAGCUAUUAUUCAACUCGGUUUGGUUCUUCAAUUCCAGGCAGCAUCAUGGAGUGCUAGCAAUAUGGGCAUUUUCACAUUUUCUAAGGGCAAUGAAAUUCAGAUACGUCGUGAUGCACAUGGUUUACAGGUGACUCUGGAUAUAUGAUGUUGAUUCUGUAGGAGUCAGUCCAAUGCAGCCCCUAUCUUGAAAAUGGAAAACUCACACAAACCAAAUUUAGUGAACAAAGGGCCAUUUCAAGAUGGAAGCCAAGCAAGGGCUAUUCAAGACUGUCUUGAUUAAGUUUGGAUGGAGUUUGCUAAAGUGAAAGUUUGAGAAAAGCAUGCUAAUCCCAACCUAAAGCUUGGUUUGUGAGGUUUUUCAGCUAAUUUUGCAAUUUGUGCACAAGUUAAACCACUCAGGAGAGAAGUAGAGUAUUUUCCUUUUAUAAGAGAGUUGUUGAUGUUGCAGAUCAUGAAAGGAAAAAAAAAUAGAAAAGAAAAAGAAAAAAAGAGAGUUGUCGAUAAUGUAGUUUGCAAGAGAUUUAUGUUCUUGUGAGAAUAUAGGAUCAAUAAGAGAGUUAAGGUUUAUGUAAUGUACCUCACUCCAUUCCAAUAUGCAAGUUGUGUGUUAUUGUGAUUC
Camellia sinensis is the source of this 2019-nucleotide messenger RNA. Its product is annotated as putative serine/threonine-protein kinase PBL3. Gene Ontology annotation, biological process: protein phosphorylation. The record is from RefSeq and is a predicted model, not a curated record. Gene Ontology annotation, molecular function: protein kinase activity; ATP binding. Lineage: Eukaryota; Viridiplantae; Streptophyta; Magnoliopsida; Ericales; Theaceae.